Parasteatoda tepidariorum (common house spider) is the source of this 1653-nucleotide messenger RNA. Its product is annotated as zinc finger protein 271-like. Lineage: Eukaryota; Metazoa; Arthropoda; Arachnida; Araneae; Theridiidae. The record is from RefSeq and is a predicted model, not a curated record.
AUGGAUAAAGUAGCUUGUUUAAAAGUUGGUGGAUAUCUGAAUGGUCGGGGUCAACACAAUACAAAAGAAUUUAACGAAUGCAAAGAGGCUAUUGCAGAAAUUAAAAGACUCUCCAAUCAAUCAGACCGACUUGAAACUCAACAAUCCAACCAACUGAAAUUAAUUGAAGACCAGAUUAAAGAUCUCACAAUACAGAUUAAGGAUCUGAAAAACACCGAUAAACAACAAUCGUUCAGCGAAGUAGUCAGUAACCCUCGUCCACCUGCUCCAAUAAUCAUCAGAACAGACGAGGAUAAGAAUCCAGACAAUAUCCUACAAAUAAUAAAUACCUCAAUAGUUAAACCAGUGGUCAAAAAAGUAUUCAAAAAUAAAAACCUCAUUGAAAUCAAAUUCCAUAACCAAAAGGAUAAGGAUAAAUUGACAUCAUCCAUUCAAAACAAAAUUGAUUUUCGAGAUAAAGUUCAAAGACUUACAUCACUCAUAAUUCUAAAUGCUCCAGCUCAAUUUGAAGGGGAGGAUAUAGCUACCAUACUACAGCAGAACAGCUACUCAUCGAACGACGACAACGUUAUAAAAAGUGACACAACUAAGCACUAUCAUGUUGAAAUGGGUGAGAAACCUUUUUCCUGUAAUCUAUGUAAGAGAAGUUUUUCACAAAGAGGUAAUCUGACUAGACACAGUCAUGUUCAUACGUAUGAGAAACUUUAUUUUUGUAGUAUAUGUAACAAGAGUUUUAUACAAAGUGAUCUGACUAUACACAAUCGUGUUCACACUGGUGAGAAACCUUUUUCCUGUAGUAUAUGUAAUAAGAGUUUUUCAAAAAGAGGUCAUCUGACUAGACACAGUCAUAUUCAUACGGAUGAGAAACCUUAUUCUUGUAGUAUAUGUAACAAGAGUUUUAUACAAAGAAGUCAAUUGACUGAACACAAUCGUGUUCACACUGGUGAGAAACCUUUUUCCUGUAAUAUAUGCAAUAAAAGUUUUUCACAGAGAAGUACUAAUCUGACUGUUCACAGUUAUGUUCAUACUGGUAAGAAACCUUUUUUCUGUAGUAUAUGUACCCAAAAUUUUUCAAGCCAAUUUUAUCUGACUGAACACUGUCGCGUUCACACUGGUGAGAAACCUUUUUCCUGCAGUAUAUAUUAUAGGAGUUUUUCAAGCAGAAGUUAUCUGACUAUACACAAUCGUGUUCACACUGGUGAGAAACCUUUUUCCUGUAGUAUAUGUAAUAAGAGUUUCUCACUUAGAAAUACUCUAACUAUACACAAUCGUCAUUAUCGUGUUCAUACUGGGGUGAAACCUUAUUCUUGUAGUAUAUGUAAUAAGAGUUUUUCGCAUAGAAGUUCUCUGACUAAACACAGUUAUGUUCAUACCAAUGAGAAACCUUAUUCUUGUAGUAUAUGUAAUAAGAAUUUUUCACGUAGGAGUCUUCUGACUAAACACAAUAUCGUUCACACUGGUGAGAAACAUUUUUCCUGCAGUAUAUGCAAUAAGAGCUUUUCUCUAAGAAAUACUCUAACUAUACACAAUUGUGUUCACACUGGUGAGAAACCUUAUUCUUGUAGUAUAUGUAAUAACAGUUUUUCGCAUAGAAUUUGUCUGACUAAGCACUUUCGUGUUCAUACUGGUGAGAAACCUGAUUCUUGUAGUUAA